Molecule: messenger RNA, 2565 nt
Organism: Closterium sp. Yama58-4
Lineage: Eukaryota; Viridiplantae; Streptophyta; Zygnematophyceae; Desmidiales; Closteriaceae
Source: the annotation of a GenBank genome assembly
AUGGACCAGAAUGGCAACACCUUUUCCGUGAGGCCACAGCAGCUGACAUUUGUGGAAGUGGGGGAGGAGGAUUUCAAUGCUGCCGAUCUCUCCUCCUUCCUCUCAUCAGUUGACUCACUAACGGCUGAUGCGUCACUCCUGGAAAUGGUGUGGGAAAUGUUUCUCUCAGAGCAGCCCACAGUCACCACGCAAGAGUUUGCAGAGAUUGCCUUCGGAGAGGCUGAGGACCCACUAGUGCCGCACUUUGCCGCCCACCGCAUGCUGACUGCCGACCGCAUCUUCUUCAAGAGAGUCCGCGGUGCCGCCCACUCCUUUGAGCUGCGCCCGCCCAUGCAGGUGGAGCAGCUAAGGAAGCAAGCAGCAGCGGAGGCAGCAGUAAGGGCAGAGCAGGAGGAGUUUGUGACCUGCAUUCGAGAAGCAUUGAGUUGCGGCUGCCCCCUAGGCAAUGCCCCUUGCCCUAACAGGCGAAUAGAUCUGGAGGGAAAGGAUCGAGAGGAUAGAGAGGGCAGAGGAGCAAGGAGGGGCAAGGGGGGUGGUGAAGGAAGUGAAGGAGGAGCAGGGGAAGGGGAAGGGGAGCAGCAGGGACAUGGGGUUGGGGGGGGACGUGGCGGCCCGGGAUUGGCUGCGAGAAUGCAGGCACUGUUGGAGUAUGCGGAGGAGAAGCCAGGUGGCAACACGGCAUUGGCUGAGGAGUCUCUGCAACUCCUCGGCUGUGUGAGAACGCCAGAAGCAGCCUGUGAUCUCCUUGUUCGUGCGGGCGCCCUGCCACUCCACUCUCUCUCCUUCCGCCUCGCUGCCUCUGCCAUGCCUGGAAGCUUCCCAGCAAGUGUCGCCGAUUACUCUGCUGCUCUCGCAGCAAACCCCCCUCCAGACCCCGACGAGAGCAUACGUGUUGAUUUAACGCAUCUCAAAGUCUACACCAUAGACUCAUACGAUACAGUAGAAGUGGACGACGGGUUGAGUGCAGAAACCCUCCCAGACGGUCGUAUCAAGGUCUGGAUACACGUGGCUGAUCCGAGCCGCUGGAUGAGGCUCGGCGACAGGCUUGACACAGAGGCUCGGAAACGAGCCACGUCUGCGUAUUUCGCCACGGGAGCCGUACCUAUGAUUCCGUUCUCCCUUGCUGCGGGUCCCAUGAGCCUCUCCGUUCCUCCUGCUCCUCCUCCUGCUGCCGAUUCUGCUGGUGCUGAUGGUGGUGCUGCUACUGGGAGCUCUGCUUCUGCUGUCGUUUGUGCGGUGACUGUGGCAGUCACAUUGAAUUCGGAUUUCAGCAUUGAUGACGUGGACAUCAUGAACUCUUUCAUCUACCCGACCUACCGGCUAGCCUAUGACCAGCUGCCCGAAAUGCUAGCAAUGGCGGGCGAACACGAACCCGAGCUCCUCCUCCUAUCAGACGUUGCCGCCGGCCGGUUACGUUACCGCAUGCAAAACGGGGCGGCAAAUAUUUCCAUCCCCGAGUCUGACAUCAAAGUCUUUUCCGCCACGUCACACUGCCCGGAAAUCUCGGUCAGCACGAUCGACCAGUCCGACCCGUCCCGGAGGCUCGUUUCCGAAGCUAUGGUCCUCUGCGGCGAGGCUGUGGCUAGGUUCGGCGCCGAACGUGACCUGCCGCUGCCGUACCGAGGCCAGGGCCCUCCGGACCGAAUGACUGAUGAGGAUGAGGAGGAUUUGCAAGCGCUCCCUGAGGGCCCGUGCAGGGCCGUGCAUUUGCGAUCGUUUAUGAGUCGCAGUGAGAUUAAAUGCUCGGGGCCGAUUCCGCAUGCUGGGCUGGGACUGCAGGGUGGCAUGCAUGUGCUGCUCCCUGUGCGGACAUGCAACAGCAGGCAUGCUGGGCUGGGACUGCAGGGUUUUGUGCAAUUCUCCUCACCCAUCAGAAGAUACUCGGACUUGCUCGCGCAUUAUCAGGUUAAAGCCCUGUUAAGGGGUGAGCCGCCCCCGCUAUCCGUAUCCGACCUCGACACAAUCGUAUCUCACUGCGCCGCCCGGCAGCGCGAGGUACGGCGGGCGGAAGGGGCGGUGGAGCGCUACUGGCUGCAGGAGUACCUGCGGCGGCUGCCGGCCAAUACCGUGCUGACAGCUGUCAUGCUCAAGUGGCUCCGGGCGGACGGCAGCCCGCUGGCGCUGAUGCUGGUGGAGGAGAGCGGAAGGCAGCCCAUUGGCACUGAUGCUGCUGGAGGAGGUCAAGAGAUGACAGCUGUCAUGCUCAAGUGGCUCCGAGCGGACGGCAACUCGCUGGCGCUCAAGCUGGUGGAAGAGGUGGGGAUGGAGACGGUUAUGAAGAUGCAGCGGGACGUGCGGGUGGGUGAUUCUGUCGAUGUGAUUAUAGCAGAGGCCGACCCUACACGGGACAAGCUGAGGCUCAUGGAAGCUCCUCCCAGCUUCAGGGAGGCUCAGAUGAGAAGUUUGGUAGAUGAGGAAAGAGAGGGAGGGGAGUCAGGAGAUGCUGGGGAGGGGGAAAGCUUGGAUAGGGGAGAGGAAGGGGAGGUGGAUGGGGAGAGCAGUGGAGAGGCAUGGGAGAAUGGCGCAGACAUAGAUGUGGAGGGCCAGCCGCUUGCGAAGCUGUGA